Molecule: messenger RNA, 2259 nt
Organism: Hepatospora eriocheir
Lineage: Eukaryota; Fungi; Microsporidia; Hepatosporidae
Source: the annotation of a GenBank genome assembly
AUGCAAAAAGAUGAAGCAAUUAUUUUCCUACUUUCUACUUUGAUAAGUAGUAAAAUCACAGAAGAGCAUCUUAACAAAACAUCUUUGCCUUCUACCUACAUUAAAUACAUAUCACAGCUUUUACCAGAUGAAGCAAUGAAUUUACUUCAAAAUUAUAAACCAAAUAACAUUACACUGUCACUUAUUAAACAUAUAUUACAAUCCAGAUCAAGUUUAAAACAACAUAGUUUAUUGAAUUAUAGUUUAUACAAUCAUAUAUCUGGACACAAUGGCGCUAUUGAAUCUAUAGUUAUGGAUACAAAUGUAAACAGGACAUACCUUUUUACAGGUGGAUCUGAUGGAACUAUAAAAGUAUGGGAUAUUGACUAUGGAACUUUAAUCAGUUCACUUUAUGGACAUAAUUCAGGUAUUGUAGACAUGAAUAUAUGCUUUAAUAAUAAGUAUCUUUCAACAGUAGAUAGAAAUGGAAAUGUCGUAAUAUGGGAUUUACAAGAGUUAACGAUCUAUCAUAAAAUAACACUUGAAUAUAAGAUUAUAAUGAGUGAGUUCAUAAGAGAACCUAAAUCUACAGACUUAAGUAUAGUUGGUCGUGAUACAGCUUAUGAAACCAAAUAUAUCACCCUCAUAUCAUCAGAUUCAACUUUAAUUAAUCUCAAGUUUAAUCAUAAUUGUUACGAAAUAGUUUCUAUAAAUGAUUGUUUAUCAAAUAAAACAAUAGACACUAUAAGUGUUCUAGAAGGACGAAGAAUUAUAUGUGUUGGUGGAAGAUGGCCUUUUCUAUUACUUUUUGAUUUAUUUGAUUCAGAAAAGUUAAUCAUGUUAGAAGAUUUUAGAGAUGUUGAUCCAGACAUAAAUAUUAUGAAAAUGGUUGGAAGCAAAUAUGGAUUUAAUAUUGCAACAGCUUAUGCCAAUACAAUGUGUUAUUAUAAAUUUUAUAGUUUAGGGAUGGGAUGUGAUGGUAAUAACAAAUUCAUCAAUUCAUUAAGAAAACAAGGGUAUUUUGAUAAGUAUAUUAUUGAUGUAAAUCAUACACGUGGAAUGAUAAAUACAAACAAUGCAUGUGUAGAAUCUAUGGGAUUUUUAUGUAAUAAUUUUCUAGUGGUUUGUUGUGAUGAUGGUUUUAUGAGGGUUUAUGAUAACGAUUCUUUAAUUGCUGUUUUUGAAGGUGAGGAUGGUGAUGUUUAUACACACCCAAAUCGUUUAGUGUGGGCAAUUGUUGGUAAUGAAAUAUCUUUAUAUCAAUUGAAUGGUUUUACAAAUGAACAAAUAAGAUAUAUGCCUCAUCUUAAAGAAAAUAAGCAAUAUUUAAAACCUGAAUUUUUGCAUGAUCAAAAAGUAUUUAUAGAAUUAUUUCUUACUGUUCCAAUUAAUAGUUCCACUACUAACAGUUUAAAAGAUUUUGUUUUUAGUAAUAAUGGUUUAUAUUUUAUAACUACAUAUGAAGAUGGUUCAAUAUUAACUUAUUCACUCAAUACAAAUAGCUUUAAAAAAUACGAGGAGCAGUUUUGUAUUUUAGACUUCAAGCCUUGGAUUGCAGAAAGUAUAAUUAAGAUUUUAGAUCAUUUUAGUAGUGAUAUGAAGACAAAUAACCUUAAAUUUACUAGUGAACUUAUAAAAAAGAAUGAAUUUAUUAAAAGUUUGUAUGAGAAUUUAUAUUCCUUACAAAUAUAUGAUAUUGAAAGAUUACUUAUACGUGCUGGUGAUUAUAAAACAUUGAAAGAUAUUGUUUCUUCUAGAGUUUAUGACAGAAACAAGAAUGUUUUAGACAUAAUUAAGAGAAACUAUUUAAUUGGUGAGUGUAUGAAAACUAAUUUUACAUUUGUUGAUAUGGCAGCGACUCACUUUAACAAAUUAAAACUAAACAAACUUGAAUUUGAUCAAAAAUUUAAUAAUGAAACUGUUUAUCCUGAAAUUAAUCUUUUGGAAGAUACAAAUCUUGAAAUAUUUCCAUCAAGUAGCAUUUCAAAUUUUUCUUUUAAAGACCCUACUAAUACCACCAAUCCUCCUAUUGCUACUUUUAUAGGAAAUAGAAUGAUUAUUGAUGAUAGUAGUGAUGAAUCUCCUAAAUCUGUAAAAAAGGUUACUUUUGAUGAUGAAUUUCUUGAUGAUGAUGAAACAAUGUCUUCUUUAGAAUAUGAUGAUAAUAUGGAUUCUACAACAGAUCUUACAGAUACUUCCUGUUCAUCCAUUUUAACUUCUGAUUCUGUAAAAAAGUUAAAAUUUACUAGAAAUAAUUAUACUUUUUCUGAUGAUGAAUAA